Messenger RNA from Spirodela intermedia, 1632 nucleotides. Lineage: Eukaryota; Viridiplantae; Streptophyta; Magnoliopsida; Alismatales; Araceae. The record is from the annotation of a GenBank genome assembly.
AUGGAGAGAUCCAGCGGCAAGCCACAACAAUCUCGUCUGUGCCUCCUCGCCUCGUUGUCUGCCAUGUUCUGGUUCCUGAUUUUCUACCUCCACUUCAUGGCCAUCGGCCACGGCCCUGUCACUAUCCCGGAGCAAUCUGAUCCUCUUCUGCCGAUGACUUCUAGUGCCCAUCUUAUAUCCGGGACUGACAUUGUCCACCAACCUAAACAGUCUGUCUCCUUUGAUUCCAUGCCUUCCAACAUGCAGAUUCCUGCAAAAACAUUUCCCUUCACGCGAGCUUUACAGACCAUAGAGAAUAAGAGCGAUCCAUGUGGUGGGAGAUACAUAUACGUUCAUGAACUUCCACCACGUUUUAAUGAUGAUAUGCUCAAGGAGUGCAAGAGACUCAGUCUGUGGACCAAUAUGUGUAAAUUCAUAAUUAAUGAGGGGCUCGGUCCCCCUCUUGAGAAUAUUGAAGGCGUUUUUUCAAGCACGGGCUGGUAUGCCACCAACCAGUUUGCUGUUGACGUGAUCUUCCGCAACCGUAUGAAGCAAUAUGAAUGUCUGACGAAAGAUUCCUCAAUUGCGGCCGCGGUUUUUGUGCCUUUUUACGCUGGUUUUGACAUAUCUCGAUACCUUUGGGGAUAUAACAUGUCGGUCAGGGACUCUGCUUCUCUUGCUUUGGUGGAGUGGCUUGAGAAGAGGCCUGAGUGGAAAGUGAUGGGUGGGAGAGACCAUUUCUUGGUGGCAGGAAGGAUCACCUGGGAUUUCAGACGAUUGACAGAGGCUGAAUCUGAUUGGGGAAAUAAGCUUUUGUUCUUGCCGGCUGCAAAGAACAUGUCUAUGCUGGUUGUUGAGUCUAGCCCAUGGAAUGCAAACGACUUCGGGAUUCCAUAUCCUACUUAUUUUCAUCCGGCGAAAGAUGCUGACGUUUUCCUCUGGCAGGACAGGAUGAGGAAACUGAAACGCAAGUGGCUCUUCUCAUUUGCUGGGGCACCUCGCCCUGGUAACCCCAAAUCAAUCAGAGGUCAGAUAAUAGGUCAAUGCAGAAACUCUGAGGUCUGUAAGCUGUUGGAGUGUGAUUUUGGUGAAAGUAAAUGUCACUCUCCGAGCAGUAUAAUGCAGAUGUUCCAAAGUUCUUUAUUUUGCUUGCAGCCUCAAGGUGACUCUUACACACGGAGGUCGGCCUUUGACUCAAUGCUGGCCGGGUGCAUCCCGGUGUUCUUCCAUCCAGGGUCUGCAUAUACGCAAUACACGUGGCAUCUUCCAAGAAACUAUUCCAGAUAUUCUGUCUUUAUUCCAGAGGAGGACAUCCGCGUGGGAAAGAUCAGCAUUCAGGAAAGGUUAAGCCGAAUUUCGCCAGAAGAGGUGAACACAAUGAGAGAGGAGGUCAUAAACCUUAUACCGAGGCUUGUGUAUGCAGAUCCAAGGUCUCGAUUAGAGACACUCAAAGAUGCCUUUGAUGUGUCUGUCGAUGCUAUUAUUGAUAAAGUUACAAAACUGAGGAAGGACAUCAUUCAGGGCCAUAAUGUCAGUGACUUUAUCGAAGAGAACAGUUGGAAAUAUGCAUUGCUUGAUGAAGGACAGCGGACUGUAGGUCCGCAUGAAUGGGAUCCAUUCUUUUCAAAGCCAAAAGAUGCCAACAAAUCGUGA